Puntigrus tetrazona (Sumatra barb) is the source of this 2844-nucleotide messenger RNA. It is a transcript of the gene pak2b, whose product is annotated as p21 protein (Cdc42/Rac)-activated kinase 2b. Lineage: Eukaryota; Metazoa; Chordata; Actinopteri; Cypriniformes; Cyprinidae. Bases 325 to 1920 code for a protein of 531 amino acids. The record is from RefSeq and is a predicted model, not a curated record. Gene Ontology annotation, molecular function: protein serine/threonine kinase activity; ATP binding. Gene Ontology annotation, biological process: intracellular signal transduction; regulation of axonogenesis; protein phosphorylation. Gene Ontology annotation, cellular component: cytoplasm. The transcript is spliced from 15 exons.
CGCACCGGAAGCAGUCGCUGUCUGUUUGCUGCAGGCGAGGGCAGAAAGAGACGCUGCUGGGCGCCUCCCCUUCCCCAAACCAGCACAAAAAAGCUGCCGAGACCAGCGGUACGCGGCGCACGACCCAUCGGACGGGGCUCCCGCGUCGCCUCACGCCUCUCCCCGGACAGAGCAGCUCCCCCGCGGCCCGCCGGAGCGCGUCGCGCCGCACUUCGAGCUCCGCUUCACAGCUCUAACUCCUCCUUUUCUUUAUCUCCACCCUCGAUCGCUCCCCUCCACCCGCCCACUCCUCCGCUCUUUCUCUCUGUGCUCUCUCUCUGGACCAUGUGUGACAAUGGGGACGUGGAGGACAAGCCGCCCGCUCCGCCCGUCAGGAUGAGCAGCACCAUCUUCAGCGGCGGAGGCAAAGACGGCCUGGCGGCCAACCACAGCUCCAAGCCCCUGCCCUCGGUGCCCGAGGAGCGCAAGCGCAACAAGAUCUACUCCAUCUUCUCCGGCGCCGAGAAGGGCGGCCGAAGGAAAGACCGAGAUAAAGAGCGUCCCGAGAUCUCGCCGCCGUCGGACUUCGAGCACACUAUUCACGUGGGCUUCGACGCCGUUACCGGAGAGUUUACAGGGAUGCCCGAGCAGUGGGCGAGGUUACUGCAGACCUCGAACAUCACCAAAUCAGAGCAGAAGAAGAAUCCUCAGGCCGUCCUCGACGUGCUCAAGUUCUACGACUCGACAGGAAACGGCCGACAGAAGUACCUCAGCUUCUCCUCAGAGAAGGACGGCUUUCCCUCGGCUGAACAAUCACCUGUGAAGAAAUCCCCAGAGCCCUCGUCUCCAGUCAAAACGGUGGAUGAUGAAGAUGACGAUGACGACGAGGAGACGCCGCCACCUGUGGUCGCCCCACGACCAGAACACACCAAGAGCGUAUAUACGCGACCAUCGGUCAUCGACCCCCUUCCUCCUCCGGUGACGUCUCCGGACAGCGAUGUCGCGUUGAAGGCUGGCGACCGACAGAGACCCAAAAAGGGCAAGAUGACAGACGAAGAGAUAAUGGACAAGCUCCGAACUAUAGUCAGUAUUGGAGAUCCAAAAAAGAAAUAUACACGAUACGAGAAGAUCGGACAAGGGGCUUCGGGAACGGUGUUCACUGCCAUCGACGUUGCUACUGGACAGGAGGUGGCCAUCAAACAGAUUAACCUGCAAAAGCAGCCCAAGAAAGAGCUUAUCAUCAACGAAAUUCUCGUCAUGAAGGAACUGAAGAAUCCAAACAUUGUCAACUUCUUAGACAGUUUUCUGGUAGGUGAGGAGCUGUUUGUCGUGAUGGAGUACUUGGCUGGUGGCUCGCUCACAGAUGUCGUAACAGAGACCUGUAUGGACGAGGCUCAGAUCGCCGCUGUAUGCCGAGAGUGUUUGCAGGCUCUGGAGUUUCUUCAUUCUAAUCAAGUCAUUCAUCGAGACAUCAAGAGUGACAACGUGCUACUGGGAAUGGACGGUUCUGUCAAGCUCACGGACUUUGGAUUCUGUGCUCAGAUCACUCCCGAACAGAGUAAGAGGAGCACCAUGGUGGGAACGCCAUAUUGGAUGGCUCCGGAAGUCGUGACGCGCAAAGCCUAUGGACCCAAAGUCGACAUCUGGUCCUUGGGCAUCAUGGCUAUCGAGAUGGUGGAGGGAGAGCCGCCGUACCUCAACGAGAAUCCACUGAGGGCGCUCUACCUGAUUGCCACCAAUGGGACUCCAGAGUUGCAGAGUCCUGAAAAGUUGUCGCCAAUCUUCCGGGACUUCCUGAGUCGCUGUCUGGAGAUGGAUGUGGAGAAGAGGGGUGGUAGCAAAGAGCUUUUGCAGCAUCCCUUCCUGAAGUUGGCCAAGCCUCUCUCGAGUCUCACUCCUCUGAUUUUGGCGGCCAAGGACGCUAUGAAGAACAACCGCUAGCUGUGCCCAAGAGCGCAGCGGACUGCUGAACACUCUCGAAAUCUGUGCCAGGUGUUUUUGUUUUUUUCGUUAAUUUUUUUUUUUUUUUUUUUUUUUACAAGUGUGUCAACAACAUAUCAGUGUUGCCAAAACAAAAACUCUGAGCAUUUCAUUUGGGUCUUUGCCUGUUUUUAAACCUGUAUUGACCCCUGUGGUGUUGGGGGACAUUAGAUGUUCUCCUCGUCCUCCUGCUCUCGUUAGAUUCUUGUGGGACUUUGUCUGUGUUUUACGUAUGAACUCUUCUACUCUUUGGCUUCUCUAGACCUCGUGUGUUCCAUAAUUGGUCACCAGAAUCAAUUAUGGUGAUUUCAAAUCCAGCUGGAGAUCUUUUGUUAGUUUUUUUUUCUGUAGCCAGAAUCACGACUGAAAACUGUGUAGCCUACUCCUGUUCUUGACCCGAAGGGAAGAGCACCUUACCGAUACACGCCAACUGCGAGCAGUGAAUGAUUUUUGUAGUCACUUGUGCCUUUGUUGUUAUUCCAGCAAACACCUUUAUACUCUGUCUGAAGGGGCAGGUUCUUGCCAUUGAACUUCCUCUAACCUGAGACAAAACUUUCAUGUUAUGAAAUGUGUAUAUGACGUACUUCGAAGAAGAGUAGCAUUUCAGUUGAUGUAGUUAACCAAAAGCAGGAUGCGUAGAUUAGAUAGGUGUAUGUUUGUGUACAUGAACACUUUUCUUGUUGUUUUAGUAACUAACAGUUUAUUACGAAGUAAAUGCAGUUGUCAAGAAGUCACAAUGUAAGAAUUGAUAACUAUUUUUAUGCUUUUCAGCCACUUGUUUUGCAAGUAAAAGCCGGAUUCCUGCAAACUUCUGUGAACAAUACAGUCAUAUUGAAACAUUGUGUACAUCUCUUGUUCUUCAUUAAAAGAGGACUUGAAACUUGA